AUGACAAGAGCACGGUCGUGCCUCUCGCUGUCGCACCGGCAGCUGGCCCAGCUGCCCGAGUUGAGCCAUGUGGCGGCGAGCCUGACCUCGUUGGACCUCUCCUACAACUCGCUCACAUCGCUGCAAGGACUUGAUUGCCUGGCAUCGCUGACAUGGCUGGACGGAUCCCACAAUGCGCUGACGGAGAUGCCUCUGUUGCCAUUGGCAUCGGGAUUGACAGCCCUCAACUACGCACACAACUAUCUUGCUCAUGUGGCAGCUUUGGACGCGCUGCCGGCGUUGGCCAUGUUGGAUCUCUCCCACAAUCUCAUCGCUUCGCUCCCGGCACUCCGGCCUCUCUCGCUCAACACGGCACUCACUCAUCUCGACAUCAGAGACAAUCCCGUGACGCACUCGCGUCGCGGUCUUCGUUUCCACAUCCUCAACUGGCUCCCCUCGCUCUCGCAUCUCAACGGCUCGAGGACUCGCGCCGCUAUCCACACUCGCGCCCAUGAGGCUGCAGUGGCACAGCGGCUCCAAUCCUCGCCAACACCGUCACGUCGCACGGCCCGAUCUCUCCGCUCGGCGCGCCCGGCUUUACGCCCGUGCCGCGACAGUGCGCUGGAGGAGCUGGAUGCGCUGCUGGCUGUCGAGGGUGUCGAUCCGCGGGAGCUUCUCGACUCGCUGAGGGGUAGCCCCGCAGGCAAAUCGCUGUCAUCGGCGUCGUUGCCGUUGCCGUCGCCAUCGCCACGCCCGCGACGUGCUCGCGCAGGCGCUGCCGCUCGGGCGCGGGCGAGAGUUUCGUCGACGCCUCGGCGGGCGCGCCAGGCGGCGACUCCGCGGCUGCGGUCGGAGCCGCGGCCGCGACCAGCCCGCGAGCGCGUCACUGCCAGCCACGCGAGUCCGUCGCGGCGGUCGCUCCGCGGAAGGAGCAAGGCUCGCAACCGGCCGCUUUCGGAGCGCAAGGCCCGGAUUGCGGCGUACGACGCGGCGCGACGGGCCGGACUGGGGGCGUCGCCGGGAGGGAUGGGCGGCGGCGGCCCCACCGGCGACUCGCCGCUCCGCGCCAGCGAGCUCCGGACGUCGGUCCAGGACCGGCUCGACGCACUCUCGCGUGAGCUAGAGGCGUCGUCCUCGGCUCGAAAGUCGCGGCAGGCCAAGCUCCGGCACGAGCUCGAGCGCGAGGCUGACCACUUGGCAGUCGUCGAGUCAGCGCUUGCGGCAAACGCGCCGAUUCCGGCGGGCGGAGCCCGGCACUUUGGCGAAGGAGACGACGACGGUGUCUCGUCGGCACUGCUCGGCGCGUUCCUCUUUUACAUCGACGAGCUCUGGUUUACAGCCCGCCUUGCCGUGGUGGUCCUCAUCCGGCUCGGCGGGGCGCUGCCGGCGGCGCUGCGCGCAGUUGUGCGGUCGGGCCGGUUGACCCGGCCGUGCGACCCGCCGGCGGCGCUGCGCGGACACUGGGGCUCGCCGGGCGCGCUCCGCAAGUGGCCGAAACUCAAGGCGGCGCAGACGGCGUGGAUGGAGACGCAGUACACACGGACUAUGUUCCACACGCUGUACGGAUACGCCGAGGCUGGCGCGACCAAGCCGUUCCUGACAUACGCGGCCUCGCUGCUGCAGGCCGGCACGCUCACUGCGGACCGGGCGCCGGACGAGGGCUCGGACCCGUUGUUCGCCACCACCGAUGAGGGCCUAGGCCUGCUCGAGGAGGAAGAGUACACGCGGUCGCUGUUGUGGUACAUUGUCGAAAGCGGACGCGCGGCAACAUCCGAGUCUAUCGGCGCUUGA
This is a messenger RNA of Thecamonas trahens ATCC 50062, 1770 nucleotides long. RefSeq lists its product as uncharacterized. Lineage: Eukaryota; Apusomonadida; Apusomonadidae. Gene Ontology annotation, molecular function: protein binding. The transcript has 2 exons. The record is from RefSeq and is a predicted model, not a curated record. Bases 1 to 1770 code for a protein of 589 amino acids.